This is a messenger RNA of Nerophis lumbriciformis (worm pipefish), 1791 nucleotides long. Lineage: Eukaryota; Metazoa; Chordata; Actinopteri; Syngnathiformes; Syngnathidae. The record is from RefSeq and is a predicted model, not a curated record.
AUGCACAAACGGGUGAAAAAGGGAAAUGUCCGCCAAAAACGGAGGAAAUUGUUGAAAGCAGCACGUGCUUCCUUAUCAAGGCGAAGAUACAAUAUUUAUUCCUGGUCUCCUGGGAUGCUCCGCUCCGUCUAUUGUCCUCCCAUUCCUGUGCUGAUGCUUAAUUUUCAAAACUUCUAUAUUACCAAGGGACCUACGACAUCAGCCGAGAAAUACCCUGCAAGUACAAAAUCCGUGAGCCAGCCCCGUCCGUGCAGAGGGGAGACGCUCGCCUUGCACCAGCUUUUCUUGCCCUUCUUACUUACACACAGCAAGCGAGGGGAGACUUUUCCAUUUAUCGCGCAUUUUGGGGAUUUUAACACGUUUUUACCAUCGUCGGAGAGGAGAGGGACGAAACGGGUUACUUUGGAGAAAAACACAAUGUCAGCGACCUUCCCGGGACUUGUCCACGACGCAGAGAUACGUCACGACGGAUCAAACAGCUACCGGCUCAUGCAGCUCGGUUGCCUAGAGUCCGUGGCCAACUCCUCGGUCGCCUAUUCCUCCUCGUCCCCGCUCACCUACCCGGCGCCGGCGGGCACGGAGUUCGCCUCUCCUUAUUUCUCGGCCAACCACCAGUACACUCCCUUGCACCACCAGUCCUUCCACUAUGAGUUUCAGCACUCCCACCCGGCCGUGGCCCCGGAGGCCUACGGGCUCAAUUCGCUCCACUCGGGCCAGUACUACCAGCAGAUCCACCACGGAGAGCCCGCAGACUUCAUCAACCUGCACAACGCGCGCUCGGCGCUCAAGUCGUCUUGUCUGGACGAGCAGCAGCGGCGAGAGCUGGGCUGCCUCGACGCUUACCGGCGACACGACCUGUCGCUCAUGACGUCACACGGCUCCCAGGCCUACGGCGUCGGGAUGCACCAUCCGGACCAGAGACUGUUGCCUGCUGCCGGCCUGGGCCUUCCCACAGGCGCAGACGACCUGCAGGGCUCUGUGGAAGCGCAGUGUGGGCUCGUGCUCAACGGCCAAGGGGGCGUCAUCCGGAGAGGGGGAACUUGUGUGGUGAAUCCGACAGAUCUGUUCUGCUCAGUACCAGGUCGACUGUCACUACUCAGCUCCACCUCCAAGUACAAAGUCACCAUCGCCGAGGUGAAAAGAAGAUUGUCACCGCCAGAAUGCCUCAACGCCUCUCUACUGGGUGGAAUACUGCGCAGAGCCAAGUCAAAGAACGGUGGUCGGUGUCUUCGGGAGAAAUUAGACCGUCUCGGCCUCAACUUGCCGGCAGGACGGAGAAAAGCUGCCAAUGUCACACUGCUUACCUCCCUGGUGGAGGGAGAAGCACUCCACCUGGCAAGAGACUUUGGCUACACCUGUGAGACAGAGUUUCCCAGCAAGGCGGUGGGCGAACAUUUGGCCCGGCAGCACAAUGAAUCGAAAGAAACUAGCGCACGGAAAAAAAUGGUUUUGGCUACAAAGCAAAUUUGUAAGGAAUUCCAAGACUUGUUGAGCCAAGAUCGUUCUCCUCUGGGCUCCUCCAGACCUACACCCAUACUGGACCUGGACAUCCAGAGACACCUUACACACUUCAGUCUAAUCACUCAUGGUUUCGGCACACCGGCUGUUUGCGCAGCUCUCAGCACUUUCCAAACAGUCCUGAGCGAGAUGCUCAACUAUCUGGACAAAAACUCAAGCGGCAAAACAAGCGGACCCACCGAUCAGCAGAUUAACACCAGUUCAGAAAAGUCACAACUCCGGAAAGCCACUGAGCCCCAGAGCAAAGACGGGAAAACUGAAAAGACUGAGUAG